AGCCGGGCCCUUCCCUGCAGCCCCCCGGGGCCGGGAUGUCGCGGGAGGAGCCGGAGGGCCCCGAGGCGGAGGCGGCGGCGGGACAGAGCCCGUUCCCGGCGGAACCGGGCGAGGACGAGCCCCCCGGUGAGGAGCCGGCCAGGCCGUGCGCGGGGCCAGCGCUGGCUCCCCGCUCCUCCGCCUUCUUCGCCUCGCUGGACGCCGCCGUGGCGGGGCUGCAGCGGCGGGUGCAGGGCGCGCUCGGCCGCAUCAACCGCGGCCGCGAGGAAGCGCACACGGAGCUGAGCGGCGUCAGGGACGGGCUGCUGCUCAAGGUCUCGGAGCUGGCGGAGCAGCUGGAGGAGCGGCUCUUCCGCCGCUACGGCUUCCACAACGGCAUGAUCCAGGAGCGGCUGCAGGCGCUCGGCGAGGUGCUGCAGCGCGUGGAGGAGGCGCAGGCCGAGCUGCGCGGCGUCUGCUGCACCGUGGAGGCGGCUUACCAGGACCUCUGCCUGCAGCACGAGGCCUGAGGGCACCCCCAGAAAGCCGCGGGACCCCCCAAAAGCCGCGGCACCGCGGGGCCGUGCCAGGCCAAAGGGGGAUUUUGGCCCCAAAGGGCUUUUGUGUUGCUGUUGGUGGUUGGAACAAAUAAAGGGCUGAAGCUGACCCAAAA
This is a messenger RNA of Passer montanus (Eurasian tree sparrow), 652 nucleotides long. It is a transcript of the gene SYCE2, whose product is annotated as synaptonemal complex central element protein 2. Gene Ontology annotation, biological process: synaptonemal complex assembly. Gene Ontology annotation, cellular component: central element. The record is from RefSeq and is a predicted model, not a curated record. Lineage: Eukaryota; Metazoa; Chordata; Aves; Passeriformes; Passeridae. Bases 36 to 509 code for a protein of 157 amino acids. The transcript has 3 exons.